This is a messenger RNA of Geodia barretti, 942 nucleotides long. The record is from the annotation of a GenBank genome assembly. Lineage: Eukaryota; Metazoa; Porifera; Demospongiae; Tetractinellida; Geodiidae.
AUGCCCAUUAAUGACCCAGUAGCUGACAUGUUGACCCGGAUUCGCAAUGCGAUCCAGGCCAAGCAUCAGUCCGUGCUGAUACCCCAGUCCAAGAUCAAGGUUGCCAUUGCCGACAUUCUCAAAUCCCAGGGAUACAUCCGGGAUUGGGAAGAGGCCCGCGGUCAGAAAUUCGCCACUAUGCGGGUUCAACUGGCCUAUCGGGAAGGCGAACUGAGCGCGAUACGCGGCCUGAAACGAGUGAGCAAGCCCGGCCUGCGGGUACACGUCGGCCACGGCGAGAUUCCCCGGGUAUACGGCGGGUUGGGUAUCACCAUCAUUUCGACUUCGCAGGGAAUGAUGACCGCUCUGAUAAGUGUCGGCGUUGCCGAACGCGUCGCACCCACGGAACGCCCACUUUCGCGCAUUGGCCGCCAGCCGGUUGCGAUACCUUCCGGGGUAUCCGUAGAGGUGAUCUACGGUGGCGUGGUCGUCACCGGGCCCCGUGGCACCUUGACUCAAAAAUUCCACCCGGAAGUGAACGUUAAAGUGGGAGGCGGCCAGGUUGUCGUGGAACGGCGCACCGAUCGGAAAUUUCACCACGCGCUGCACGGCCUGACGCGCACACUGAUUGCCAAUGCCAUCGUCGGGGUUACCGAAGGUUACUCACGUACGCUGGAACUGAUGGGCGUGGGUUACCGUGUUCAACAGAACGGCGAAGGCAUCACCCUUAGUGUCGGUUACAGUCAUACCGUGGAGUUGUUCCCCGAGGAAGGGCUCACCAUGCAAGUGGAAGGCAACAACAGGGUUCAUGUUGCGGGUAUCGACAAGCAAAAAGUUGGCCAACUGGCGGCCAAAGUCCGCCGGGUUCGUCCGCCGAACCGUUACAAAGAAAAAGGCAUUCGCUACCAAGGCGAAGUGUUGCGCCUUAAACCCGGAAAGGCAGCUGCCCGCCGGGCCGUGUAA